UCGUGGUGGUCACCCAUGUAUAAGAGAGACGAUUACCUUCGAAAUAACCCCGACGGUGUCUUCUCCAAAUGGCAGGGUUUUGCUCGAUCCAUGCGUCUUCUGCCUAAACCCAUUUCAGAAACUGCAGAGCUACGGAGGAGUACUGUAGCUGACUACUCUUUAAUCUCUCGUGAUUUAGCUCCAAAGAUUCUGAUAGGAGCCAAGAGUAGGGAAGAUUUGAGAGUGGGCAAAGACUUUGUAGGUAGUAGUAGAUACAGAGUCAAAGAAUCUAUCCAGGGUCUUGGUGUAGCUGUCAGCAUUCAUGACGUUAAGGCUUCUUCUCUUGGUCCAACCCAAAGCAUUAGAACUCGGCUAAGGUCUUACGGCAAAUCUGUUCCCCACCAAGACUCGCCUAAGAAACUUGGCAGCAUAUUAAAAGACAAGAAGCAUGGUCUUGCAGAAGAGAGAGAGAUCAGCUGUGUUGGAGCUGAGGAGAAUAAUACUAAUAAUAAAGUUCAUGCUGCAUCGAUUCUUAGACUCAGCCGGUCCAGACCUCAACCGGUUUUAGAGAGACAUGAUGAUGAUGUUGUUGAUGGGUCUGAUUUUGCUUCUGUUUGUGGUGUCUUAAAAGAAGAUGGUACUACUUGCUCAACAGCCCCGGUCACAGGAAGAAAAGGUUGCACUGAGCAUAAAGGGCAGAGAAUCUCAUGUCUUCCUCCUCCUCCUGCUAAAAAACUACCGUGUGAAGAAGAGACCGAGGAGAUAUGCGGAGUGAUUUUACCUGAGAUGAUACGUUGCAGAAGCAAACCUGUUUCAAGGAGAAAAAGAUGCGAGGAUCACAAGGGAAUGCGAGUCAACGCCUUCUUCUUUCUGCUCAACCCAACAGAACGCGAUAAAAUCCUCAAAGAGGAUAACAAGUCCAAACCCGAGACACGCACAAGCUCAACGAACCAAGAGGAACCAGGUCAAGGUCUUUUGUGUGAAGCUACAACGAAGAGUGGUCUGCCUUGUACAAGAAGUGCUCCUAAUGGAAGCAGAAGAUGUUGGCAGCACAAAGAGAACAAAUCAUCUGAAAAUGUUCAGACUUCAGCAACCGUAACUCAAGUAGUCUGCGGUGUAAAGCUGUACGAUGGAUCGGUAUGCGAGAAACCUCCAGUGAAAGGGCGGAAGAGAUGCCUAGAGCACAAGGGGAUGAGAAUCACAUCUUGAAUAAGAAACCAUUGUAAGCACCUAACAGAAGUGUAUCAGAGUUACAUAAUAACUAAUAAGUAGUACAAGUUAAUUAAGAAGCAGCUUCUUUGUUCUUCAUAUCAUUGUGUUACAGAUUACAUAUUUACAUAUAUGAUU
Molecule: messenger RNA, 1326 nt
Organism: Raphanus sativus (radish)
Lineage: Eukaryota; Viridiplantae; Streptophyta; Magnoliopsida; Brassicales; Brassicaceae
Product: protein EFFECTOR OF TRANSCRIPTION
Exons: 3
Coding region: 16-1188 (390 amino acids)
Biological process (GO): regulation of DNA-templated transcription
Molecular function (GO): DNA binding
Source: RefSeq, a predicted model, not a curated record